AAAUGGAAAAAGUAGCAGUCAUGCUGAGCUUAGGUCUAAUAUUAGCAAUAUUGACUCGAGAAACCUUCACCUUGGAGGGUGAUACCUUGCAAAUGGUUUUUACGGUGUUUCGCCAUGGACACAGAGCUAACGAAAUUCUUACUGCGUACCCAAAAGAUCCGCACAAAAACUUCGAUUACGCACCGUAUGGAUGGGGUCAAUUGACAAACGAAGGUAAAAUGCGAGAGUACAAUCUCGGAAAAAUGUUGCAUGCAAGAUACGGCGAAUUUUUGGGGAUGUACACACCAGAAGUUGUAGACGCACUGUCUACCAACUACAACAGAACUAAGAUGUCACUGGAACUUGUUCUAGCGGGACUGUUUCCACCUGAAAGUCCCUUAGACUGGAAUAAAGAACUGAACUGGCAACCUAUCCCUUACAAUUACUUAACCGGUACCGAUAAUCGUAUGGGAUUCCCUACGAAGUGCUCAAAGCGAUCGCAUUUAGUAGCAGACUACGAGAAUUCACCAGAAGGCCAAUUAGAUCUGCGCCCAUACAAAAAAUGGUUUAAUUAUAUCAGUAAGAAUACCGGCUUACACGUACGGGGGUUGACAGAUCUGUACAUUCUAUAUUUUGGACUCUCAGUCCAGGAAGAGUGGGGAUUGAAGCUUCCCGAAUGGGUAAAACCUGUGUACCCAGAGCUGCUCAAAGAGGGUGCCAUUGAUCUGUAUGUUUUAUGGAGUCGAACGCCGGAAAUAAAUAAACUAGGAGGGUUCAAUCUGAAAACAAUUCUAGACGCCGCCAAACAAAAAAUCGACGGUACACUCAACCCACCGGAUCGAAAAAUUAUGUUAUUUUCAGCUCAUGAGAUAAACGUGGCUGGAAUGUUGAAUUCAUUAAACGCUUUCUAUCGGCAUAUUCCUCCGUACGGCGCGUGUGUAAUUUUGGAAUUACAUAAAAUAGAUGAGCAAUACGGAUUUAAAUUAUUUUACGAGACUCACAAUGGGGAACCUCCCGCAAAGUUGAUAGUUCCCGGAUGCGAUCACUUUUGUCCAAUAGAUCAGUUUCAAGAACUACUAAAAGAAAAUAUUCCCGAAAAUUAUGAUAUCUGCCAAAACGACAUCUAUACUUCCAUCGGCUUUUUAGGUUAAAAAUAUUACUAUUUUCGUUACACGGAACACUCGCCUGAUAAUUAGUGUUUCUUUCAAUCUCAUUAAUAAAUAACAAUAUGUUAUGA
Molecule: messenger RNA, 1216 nt
Organism: Photinus pyralis (common eastern firefly)
Lineage: Eukaryota; Metazoa; Arthropoda; Insecta; Coleoptera; Lampyridae
Product: venom acid phosphatase Acph-1-like
Exons: 7
Coding region: 3-1130 (375 amino acids)
Biological process (GO): dephosphorylation
Molecular function (GO): phosphatase activity
Source: RefSeq, a predicted model, not a curated record